UUUCACAUGUUUGACUCGCUAAAAUAUAAACAAAGACAAAAUUUUGCAAAAUAAUAAAACAAAAUUACCUUCAAACAACGGAAAUCCUUGAAAAAUGUCGUUAUUGAGUCUCAAAGGCAACAUCUUGCUCAUUGGCACGGGCACAAAACUCCUCUUUUUGCACAUGAAUCACGAGACGAAAUCCGUGGAUUUGCAUCGCUUGCAUGACGUAAACAAAGAUGCUCCAUUAAUUCCAGCAAAACCCAUCAAAUUAGCGGUCGACGAGGAAGAUGCGAAAACGGAAGGCACCGAAAUGGAAAAUGGAGGCAGUGAACCGACACUCGAAUUCCGCAUCGGAAUGAUUUUGGCUUCGAGAAACAGUAAAUUUUUGGCUGUGGCAAUGACUGACAAGACUCUUUAUUUGUACGACGUGCUUCCGGAUGCGAUAAAUUUACGUUCGCGUCGAAAAAUUGCGAGAAAUGCGAGUGCGAUGAGUUUUUUCCCCGAUUCGAGCAGUCUUUUAGUUGCCGACAAGACGGGAGAUGUGUUUGUGUUCGAUUGCAUCGACGCCGAAUCGCCCGGAAAAUGGAUUCAGGGACACAUUAGUCAAGUACUCGACAUCCAAAUGAACAAGGAGAUGGAUUUUUUCGUCACAAGCGAUCGCGAUGAGAAAAUCAAGGUCGUUAAAUGGCCCGAACACUGCGAAAUCGAAGCUUUUUGUUUGGGCCACAAGGAAUUUGUCUCGUCAAUCGAGUUUUUUGAGCUCGGCGAGAAAGAAUGGCUUGUCUCGGGAUCGGGAGAUGCCUCGCUCCGCAUCUGGGAUUACACAAAAGGCGAAUGCGCGCACGAAAUUAAGACAAAAUCGCCCGUUGGAAAGCUUUUUGUCGUGCCCGGAGACUAUAGCGAACGUGUACUAAUCGCUGCGUUGCUUCGACGUCCCGAUCAAAUUGAAUUUAUCGAAGUUACGCGUGAUGCCGAAGGUAAAUGGGGUCAUACGACAAUGCACGUCAUGGAAUGCGUCGCAGAUCAUUUCUUGGUUUCCGUGACUUUUGACUCGGAUGGGCAGCAUUUUACGAUUUUAUUCAAGACAAAAGACGAAAAAUUGCAUUUGAAGCAAAUUAUUGUGACAACAUUCAAAGAAGUCAAGCUCGAAACUGUUGAGCAGUUGCUGCAAACGGACUUUAAGGACUUCCGUAUUCAUUACGAGGAUGCACUGGAAUCGUUCUAUAAGAAGGCGGUUGCGAGUGUCGAUCAGUAUGUCGAGAAAAAACGGAAACGCAUCGAAGAGGAAAAUGCCAAAAAGGAAAAACGAACAUAAAAAGUUCAAAAAUCCAACUUCUAAAUUACUAAAUACUUCUAAUGAAAGUCUUAAUAAAAAAUAUUUUUGUAAUGAAAAUAUGAAUUUCUUUAUGAAAAUUUUUAAAUCUUAACAAAAAUUCUAAAGUUUUUAAGAAAUUUUUAUUU
Molecule: messenger RNA, 1443 nt
Organism: Culicoides brevitarsis
Lineage: Eukaryota; Metazoa; Arthropoda; Insecta; Diptera; Ceratopogonidae
Gene: wuho
Product: tRNA (guanine-N(7)-)-methyltransferase non-catalytic subunit wuho
Exons: 1
Coding region: 95-1297 (400 amino acids)
Biological process (GO): RNA (guanine-N7)-methylation; tRNA modification
Cellular component (GO): tRNA methyltransferase complex; cytosol; nucleus
Molecular function (GO): protein binding
Source: RefSeq, a predicted model, not a curated record